Messenger RNA from Chelmon rostratus (copperband butterflyfish), 2404 nucleotides. RefSeq names its product potassium channel, subfamily K, member 4a (gene kcnk4a). Gene Ontology annotation, biological process: potassium ion transmembrane transport; stabilization of membrane potential. The record is from RefSeq and is a predicted model, not a curated record. Gene Ontology annotation, molecular function: potassium ion leak channel activity. Gene Ontology annotation, cellular component: membrane. The coding region runs from base 396 to 2285 and encodes 629 amino acids. The transcript is spliced from 6 exons. Lineage: Eukaryota; Metazoa; Chordata; Actinopteri; Chaetodontiformes; Chaetodontidae.
CCUGUUUUCAUGUAAAACCUGUAUCAGUACUGUACAGUCAGUGCAGCUAUCAGAUUAAUGAAGUGGGGUGAAAGAAUUACACCCUCAAAUGAAAUAUGAAUCGUACUCAUUUCACACCGGUCCAGCCCGUAACUCCUCACUUUUCCUGUUCGCGUCCGUCUCUUUGCUUUGACGCACUGAUGUAUAAAUAAAGGUUGUUAAUGUCUGUCAGCCUUCCAAGAACACUUGUGUUGCUUGUUUAUACAUUUCCGUGCUCACACAUACAGUGCCUCUCCAAAGGAACUUCCUGUUUAUGGCCAGCUGUGCACUGCAUCCUGACUGAGAGCCCGACCAGAUCCUGGCCUCUGAGCUCUGACCCCUAACCCUGAAGGGGUAGGGGGGUCGACAGGGAUAAAAUGCGGUGCACCACCCUCCUGGCCCUGCUGACAGGGGUCAUGCUGUACUUGGUGAUGGGGGCGCUUGUUUUCCGCACCCUGGAGGCCCCCAGUGAGAAUUUGGCAUACAAAGACCUGCUCGCUACCAAGCGCACCUUCCUCGAUAAUAAGACCUGUGUCACCGAGCUGGACUUCCACAAGCUUGUGAAGGGAGUGGCGUCCGCGGUGGAGGCAGGCCUGGAUGUGAGCAGCCUUCCUGCCAACUUCACUAGCCGCUGGGACUUGGCCUCCGCUUUCUUCUUCUGUGGUACCAUCAUUACCACCAUAGGUUUUGGGAACCUGUCUCCUCGGACAUGGUACGGCCAGUUGUUCUGCGUGUGCUAUGCCCUGGUGGGCAUCCCCAUGUUUGGCAUACUGCUCGCUGGAGUGAGUGACCACAUGGGCACGGUGCUGCGUAGAGCUGUGGCCAAGAUUGAGACCCUCUUCUUGGUGAGAAUGAAACGUAAGGUCAGGCCGACCACGGUGCGCGUGAUCUCAGCGGUUCUCUCCAUCCUCAUUGGUUGUCUGAUCUUCCUCGCCGUGCCAACAGUCGUAUUUCAGAAGGUGGAGAAGUGGUCCUUUCUGGAGUCGCUCUACUUUGUGGUCAUCACUCUCACUACCGUUGGCUUCGGAGACUUUGUACCUGGUGGUGGUCGUGAGGGCAUGUUCUUCAAGCCUCUGGUGUUGUUGUGGAUAGUGUUUGGUCUCGCCUACUUUGCCUCCAUCCUCACCAUGAUAGGCAACUGGCUGAGGGUGCUGUCCAAGAGGACCCGCGCUGAGAUGGAGGAAUUGAGGGCCCACGCGACAGACUGGACCCAGAACAUCCAGAACAUGUCCAUGGACUUCCGCAUCCCAAACCCUCUGGAGUUCAACGACCCCUUCCUCCUGCAGCGCCGGCGCUGGAAACGCAGCGAGCGUCGCCGCAUACGUCGCGGAGCCCAGGGCACUCUGGGACACUGGGCUCGAGGGGGAUCUGAGAACGGACACCUGCCAAACCGCUGGGCCGCUCUCUCCAGCUCCAUGAGCCAGCUGGAUGCCCAUCCAUCUCUCGAGAGGGCGGUGGUUGCCAAGUCCAGGCCGCGAGUCAGUGCUGCCGGAGGUGAAACGGUCCCGAGAGUGGGGCCUGGAUUGAGGGUUGACCCCGCUGCGGGUCUGCAAGUGGAGGGCAGGUCGUUUCCUCCUCUGCUUGCCCGCUCGUUCUCCCUCCCUGUGGCCCGCUCCACCUUAGAGCUGGACUCAGCAGGUGCAGCCCUGCAGGAAGGAUCCCUCUCUGGAUCCGAGUCUGCUUUUGACUCCAGAUCAGACGUCUCCUCGGUCUCCUCGUCCUUCUUGGCCCUCCGCAGGUUCCAGCCUUGUUGUACAGUCAGCAGCAUGGAGGAGGGAGGGACCACAGACAUGAACACAGCGCAAGAGAAAAACGAACUGACUCCAGCAGAGAAAUAUGGAUCUGUAGCAUACAAUAGCUGCAAACACACACCUGCCUCUGGUUUGCUCCCUCUCACUUCCUCUCUUACCCCUUUUAUUCCUCCCUCUCACCACCCGGUCCUCCUUCCCUCGGCUCCACUCAACAUUGCCUCCUCAGCCAGCUGCCAGCUGCUGGACUUCUUCGGAGAGAACCUGGCAUACAUCGACGAGUCCUCGGACGCUCUGAGUGACCAGCCAGCAGCAAGCGAAGAGAGGAAGAGGCGACCACGAAAACCAAAGAGGAGGAGCAUCAAGAGGCAGCCGGCACAGAGGUGGAGCCCCCUGCAGGUGAGGAGGCCCCACAGUGAGAUGCAGCCACCUUCAAAUCCCCCCACACCACCUCCAGACUCGUCGGUCUCAGACCUGCCCCCAUCAGAGAACCACACAGGUUCGGCUCCGACACUCUGACAGACAGAGUCGACAUGUGACAGAACGGACUCCGAACAGAAAUAUAAACACUUUAGUUUUUGCUCCAGUUUUUCAGGAGUUGGAAUAAAAGACCUGAGACUUUUUCUGUGCACACUAAA